Messenger RNA from Symbiodinium sp. CCMP2592, 1617 nucleotides. The record is from the annotation of a GenBank genome assembly. NCBI's taxonomy places the organism in Eukaryota, Dinophyceae, Suessiales, Symbiodiniaceae.
AUGAAGCCUCCCUUCUUCGUGGCUCCGUUGCUCACGCUUCUCGCCCGAGAUUCAGAAGCACCUGGCCGGCAGGCCAGACAUGACCAAAAGGCUUGGACGUCAUCCACUCCAUCCACUCCUGCUCCCACGGUCUCCUAUGGAUUCGCUACUCAUCAUCCCCAGCAGGGGGACCAUGUGAAGCAGUCUCACAAACCGUCUCUGCUUUCGGCCGUCCCUUUCUUCACGGUCUUCGCUGUGGCAGUGGUGCUCGGGCUCAUCGCACUGGCCUCGAAGUGGCGCGAGCGGACGAUUCUCUGUGCAUACCCCCUUUGCAUGACAUUGGGAACCACGGACGCCGCUUCAAUGUCUGGCUUCUACAUCGGAGUCUACAUGACUGCAAGCGCUGUUGGUACCGCUGUCUGUUGGAAGAUCUUAAACAUGUUUCCAGAUUCCUGGCAGAAUGGUGGUGUCAAGCAUUUCCUGUUGGGCGGACUCUCUUGCCAACUUUUGGGAGCGCUUGGCUUCGUGAAGGUAGCAUUGGAUGGACGAGAUACAGAUGACAACAGCUGGAUGUACUUCUUGAUGGCCGCCCGGGUCCUCCAGGGCUUUGGGCAUGGAAUGAAUGACCAGGUCAUGAAAUGCUGCAUCGUAAAACUUUCUCCAAUCCCCGACCGGCCCAUGCAUUCCUUGAACAAGUUCGUGGCAAAUACAGUUGGGAUCGGUUCUGGCCCCAUUCUGGUCGCCCUGGUGUUCUCCUUCUUCCAGAGCCCGCAUGAAGAGCAGGAGGUUGCCAAAGGAUCGCAAAUCAGCAUCAUCACUGCAAGCUUGCAAUUCUGGACAACUUCCGCCGUUCUAGCGGCCACUGCGCAGCUCUACCCCACGAUGAAGGUGGCGGCGACCGAUUCUAGCAAGGCAGUCGCGGCUCGAGGUCACCAAGCAUCGGUGCUUGUCGUGAGCCUUGUCAUGGACGCUCUUAGAGCCUUCAUCGUUUCGGGCGUCGAGUCAGCGACGUGUCUGCUUCUGCAGGAGAAGUUCGAGUGGGGCCAUGACAGUAUCGGCUUCUGCAUCGGGGUGACGUUUUGCCUGGUCGUGCCCGUCUAUAUUUUGCACCGGCAGUACCAUGAAGUGGUCAGAGACCUGUUGCUGAUGAAGCUCUACACGACUCUCGGCAUCGUGGCUACCGUCCUGCUAGGCGCUGCGACUCAUCCCCAGACAAUUCUCGCCGCCGACUCGAUCAUCUUCCCGACCACGUACCUCGCCGGAGCGCUGAACAUGGGCAUUCUGAACAGCAACGUCUUCCCUGACGGGUCCUUCCUGGACGCCAACAAUGUGAUGCUCAUCAAUGGCCUCAUUUCGAACGGCAUUGGACGUUUCGGGGGACCUGUCUUCUCGAGAUCCCUGAUCGCAGACCUUGGUCAGAAAGCUUAUGCUGCUUGCCAGGCCUCGUCCUUGAUGGGUGAUCGGCAGGCACUAGCAUGCUGGAGCAUAGCGGGCCAAAAGUCUGAACAAGAGAGAGAAAGAGACAGGCUCUGGCAGAGUCAACUCACAAUGACUUGUAAGACGUCGGAGGCCUUUUUCAAUUUUCAAUGGUGGGAGCCAUUGUGCACUUGCUCCGGAAAGGGCAAUGCUUGUUUCUAG